Messenger RNA from Aureobasidium musti, 738 nucleotides. The record is from the annotation of a GenBank genome assembly. Lineage: Eukaryota; Fungi; Ascomycota; Dothideomycetes; Dothideales; Saccotheciaceae.
AUGCAAUAUAAGAACCUGUUCGCUCUUUCAUCGCUUCUGUCGCUGGCGAGAGCUGCUCCUAAAAGCUUUCUUUCCAAGCGCAUCGACCAGGAUGAAAUUACUUGGGGACCCCUCAUAGGUCUUGGACCCACUGUUGAUGGUGUCGAAAUUGUAGGCGUUGUUGCCACGAUCUACCCCGGAAACAUGCCCAAGACACAAGCUGGUGGUCUUUACAACUGGAUCGGAAUCAACAAUGAGACCGAGACGGGAGAUUUGGUCCAAGGCAUUGUCGGCUCAUACAGCCAUGGCGAAAGCGAAUGCAAGGAAGUUUACGGAUGGGACACCAAAUUAAACAACUGGAACCAAUAUGUUGGCGAAGAACGUACGUUGGCCGCAACCCCUGAGGAUGGAAUCACUUUCAACUACACUCUGGUCAACCAGAAGACUGGAUUGUGGUACCAAACUGCUCGCAAUGCACGCACUGGAGCGCUGUACGCCGAAUACAACAAGACUUCACCAACAAUGACGAUGGUCAACACUGCCGUUGAGUGCCAGUCAUGCACGCCUCCAACUGAUGUCCAAUAUUGGAAGGACAUCACCAUCAAACUUUCCGGGGCCGACAAGAACUUUGGCAGCACACUCUAUCAAUCGAACAACGCAACCAACACGAAGCCCUUCGCCAUCGACAACGGCAAGAUUUGGAAGAUUCAGAAUGUCACCAUUCCUGUUGUCCCUCCGGUUGCUGACGUUGUCGCAUGA